CCAUAUUUUGGGCGAGCGGCCAGUCAGCCUGCUCGGCUACUGUGGCAUUGUAUUCUUUCAUUAUUUUCACCCAGUAUUCAAGACGCCAGCGUCAGUUGUGAGGGAGGUGGUGCUUCAUCUUUGAGGCAUCCUAGCUUUCUAUUAUUCACUCACCUUUUAAGUUCAACAUGUCUGCUUCACCUGACUCAUCAAAGAAAGGAUUAUUGCAACCAGGUCAGAUAAUUCGGCCAAUGAUAAAGCCAAGUGAUGUCCCAGCAUUAGUUCUGAAGCUCUUUGGUCUUACCACUGUAUCUGUCAAGGAGCUCAACAGUUAUGAUGACAAAAACUUCCAUAUAAAGGUAGAGUCAAGUAAAAACAAUCAGAAUAUUGAAGAACUGUCUCCAAAUGGAUAUGUGCUGAAAAUUCUAAACUCCAUGGACAGUAAGAAUGAGAAGAUUGUCUCAGCACAGAAUCAGAUGAUGCUAUUUCUUCAUUCCCGUGGCUUCAAUGUCCCUAAGCCUCAGAAGAAUAUUCAUGGAACUCACAUGAUCAUUGAAGAGAUCAACUUUCCUGUUGAUGAGUUUGUUGAAAAUAAUGAAAUUGAAAAGCAAAAUAAUCAGUACCUGGUAAGGUUGCUGACAUUCAUUCCUGGGAAGAUUCUACAUCAAGUUCUAUACACUACUGAUCUCGCUUAUGAAUGUGGUGUGUUCAUUGCAAAAUUAGACAAUGAACUUAUGAAAUUUCAAAAUGAAGACUUAAAAUCAAGACAGUUUAUCUGGAUGCUGGAAAACACCCCUGAAUUGUCCAAAUUUAUGUUUGCUGUAAGAGAUGAGAAGCACAACAAGUUGAUCCAAGAAAUAUUAGAGGCAUGGAAGAUGAAUGUUAUGCCACUAAUUCCCAGUCUAGAGAAAGGUAUGAUCCAUGGAGACUUCAAUGAGCAAAAUAUUCUUGUUAAUUCUGAGCCUCAUGACUCCACAACAUUCCACAUUAAUGGUCUUCUUGAUUUUGGAGACGUACAGCAUGGAUGUUAUGUGUUUGAGUUAGCUAUAGCUAUAAUGUACCAAAUGAUUGAAGUUACAUGUAUGCCCCCUAUUGAAUAUGGGGGACACAUAAUAGCUGGCUAUCUUACCCAAAGGACUAUUUCUGAAGAUGAGUGGAAUAUACUUAAGGAAUGUGUUGCUGCGCGUUUUGCUCAGAGUCUCGUAAUGGGCGCAUACAGCUAUGAGCAAGACCCUGGAAAUGAAUACCUGCUUGUCACUGCUGCUAAAGGGUGGGAUAUACUUGCUAACUUCUGGAAAACUCCAAAGGAAGAGAUCAUUAAUCAGUGGAAUGAAAGUAUCAAAUCCUAUCAAAAUAGACACAGUGUACCAAGCAUGAGGCAAUUACAAUGACAAUGUACGUAUUUCAUUACAAUUACUUUGCAUGAGUUCAUUUACAACUAUGUUUGUCAAACGAAGAUAUUUGGUUACAAUUGCAAUUAUAUUAAUUUGAAAAAUUUAAAACUUUCCUCUCUUAAAUAAUAUUAUUUUACACAAUAAUAAAUGCUUCUGAGUAUAAAGACAUCACAUUAAGCAACCUAAUCUACACAAAGUCAUGUACAGUACAGAUAUCCUCUUAUUUAUGAUGAGAUUAUGUUCACAGGUUGAAAAUUCGUAAAUCAGGAUUAUAAUCACUCAUAGGAGCAAUUUUGGUUUGUGCAGGACAAUAAGACCCUUGUUGUUGA
Molecule: messenger RNA, 1702 nt
Organism: Homarus americanus (American lobster)
Lineage: Eukaryota; Metazoa; Arthropoda; Malacostraca; Decapoda; Nephropidae
Product: hydroxylysine kinase-like
Exons: 7
Coding region: 168-1370 (400 amino acids)
Molecular function (GO): amino acid kinase activity
Source: RefSeq, a predicted model, not a curated record